Molecule: messenger RNA, 1333 nt
Organism: Phalacrocorax carbo (great cormorant)
Lineage: Eukaryota; Metazoa; Chordata; Aves; Suliformes; Phalacrocoracidae
Source: RefSeq, a predicted model, not a curated record
ACCCCCCCUCAAAUUGCCUCCCCAGCCCCUGAAUUACUCCCUCAGGCCCUAUCUGCCCCCCCAAACUGCCUCGUCGCUCCUUAUUUGCCCCCCGCCCCCGAAAUGCCCCUUCAAGCCCUAUAUGCCCUCCCCCCCCCCCCCGCCAACUGAUUCCUGGUUCCAACGCGGGGCCGGGGGGCUGCGCGCAUGCGCGCUGCCUCGCUGUACGGCGGAAGCGCGGCCGUUCUUGGGGGACGGCGUUACACGUCGGACCGACCGGAAGUGCCGCCGACAGCGACCGGAAGUGGGGGUGGGGACGGCGGUGGGCGCUGCACCGGGGCGGCGGCGGCGGCGGCGAGAGCGGCCCGGCCCGGCCCUUCCCGGCGCUCCCCGCCCGCAGCGGGGCCGGGACCGACACCCCGGACCCCCCCCUUCCCGGCGCUCCCCGCCCGCAGCGGGACCGGGACCGACGCCCCCUCCCCGGGGCACCGCUCCGCCCGGCUGGGACCAUGGCGGAGGCGGCGGACGGCGGCGGCUGCGGUACCGCUACCGUCACCGAGACCGGCGCCGCCGAGCCGGAGAACCGCAGCCUCACCCUGAAACUGCGCAAACGGAAACCGGACAAGAAGGUCGAGUGGUCGAGCGACACCGUUGACAACGAGCACCUGGGGCGCCGCUCCUCCAAGUGCUGCUGCAUUUACGAGAAGCCGCGGGCCUUCGGGGAGAGCUCGACGGAGAGCGAGGAGGAGGAGGAGGAAGAGGAGGCGGUGACGACGACGAGGAGAGGGGGGGGACGAAGGCUGCGGCCACCUCCACUGCGUCCGGGGACAUAAACGGGGGAGGGGGCAGCGAGGGGAGGCUGGGGGGGGCGUGCCGGGGGGUGGGGGGGGCCCCCAAGCACUGACCCCCGGACCCCCAGCCCCUAUGGAGCACUGAGGGACACCCCUCCCCUCCCGCAGAACCCCCGGGGACCCCCCCAGGACCCCCCCUUAUUGACCCCCAACCCCAAAUAUUGACUCUUGCCUUGAGCCCCCCCCCCCCCCCCAAUCCACCCCCCAGCUUGAUGCUGGCCCCCCCAUCAACCCGGGGCUCGCCCCCCCCAUAGCGCCUGAGCCCCCCCAAAUCACUGCCUGACCCCCCCCCCCAAAGCGCCUGAGGACCCACCCCCCAAAAUAUCAACCCCUGACCCCCCCCAAUCAACACCCCCCAACAUAUCACUGCCUGAGCCCCCCCCCCCCCCCGCACCAUCUCGCCCCCCCCCCCAGCCCCACGCACGGUUUGGGGGGGCUAUUUUGGGGUAACCCCCCCCCCCCCCCCAUGGCACCUGUGGGCAUUAAAGGUGGCACCGCUGUGA